Orycteropus afer afer is the source of this 927-nucleotide messenger RNA. RefSeq names its product olfactory receptor 13A1-like. Lineage: Eukaryota; Metazoa; Chordata; Mammalia; Tubulidentata; Orycteropodidae. Bases 1 to 927 code for a protein of 308 amino acids. Gene Ontology annotation, cellular component: membrane. The record is from RefSeq and is a predicted model, not a curated record. Gene Ontology annotation, biological process: G protein-coupled receptor signaling pathway. Gene Ontology annotation, molecular function: G protein-coupled receptor activity; olfactory receptor activity. The transcript has a single exon.
AUGGCCCUGGGGAAUGGGACAGUGACCAUAUUCGUCCUUCAGAGCUUCACUCAGGACCCUUGGAUUCAGGCCACCCUCUUCUGCCUCUUUUUUGCCCUGUUCACCGUGGCUCUGGCAGGAAAUGGCCUCAUAAUUGCUGCCAUCAGCUGCAGCCCCAACCUGCACACCCCCAUGUACUUCUUCCUAGUCAACCUGGCCGUGUUGGACAUGGUGUGCACCUCGUCCAUCCUGCCCAAGGUGCUGCAGAGCCUGGUCGCAGACAGCACUAUCUCCUUUGGAGGCUGCCUCAGCCAGAUGUUCUUCUUCACCUGGUCACUGAGCUCUGAGCUGCUGCUAUUCACUGCCAUGGCCUAUGACCGCUACCUGGCCAUCUGCCGGCCACUACACUAUGGAACACUCAUGAGCAGCAGAGUGUGUGUGGCCCUGGCAGCCUUUGUGUGGUUCACAGGGGCAUUCAACGCCUCCCUGCUGACAGGCAUGAUCCUGCAACUCAACUUCUGUGGCCCCAAUCUCAUUGCGCACUUCUUCUGUGAGAUCCCUCCUGUGCUGCUACUGUCCUGCAGCCCGACCUUCCUCCAUGACAUCAUGACCAUCACUGCUGACAUGUUCCUAUCAGGCCUGAACUUCCUGCUGACCAUGGUGUCCUACGGCUGCAUCAUCGCCAGCAUCCUGCGCAUCCGGUCGGCUGAGGGCAAGCGCCGUGCCUUCUCCACCUGCUCCUCCCACCUCAUUGUGGUCACUUUGUACUACUCCACUGUGCUCUAUACCUACAUCCGGCCGGCCCUCGGCUCUGCCGGGCUCCUGGACAAGGCCAUCGGUGUCGUAUACACCAUUGUGACACCCACCUUGAAUCCUCUCAUCUACACCCUGAGAAACAAGGAGUUUAAGGCAGCCCUUAAGAAACUCUUCCCUUGUUCCCCUACAUGA